This is a messenger RNA of Alligator mississippiensis (American alligator), 2563 nucleotides long. It is a transcript of the gene NHERF4, whose product is annotated as NHERF family PDZ scaffold protein 4. The record is from RefSeq and is a predicted model, not a curated record. The transcript has 11 exons. NCBI's taxonomy places the organism in Eukaryota, Metazoa, Chordata, Crocodylia, Alligatoridae. Gene Ontology annotation, cellular component: apical plasma membrane. Gene Ontology annotation, molecular function: signaling receptor binding; protein-membrane adaptor activity. Gene Ontology annotation, biological process: protein localization to plasma membrane. Bases 438 to 1874 code for a protein of 478 amino acids.
CUUCAGAGGCUGUUGCAGGGGCUGGAGCUGCCCCCGGAGCUCAGCUGGGCAGGAGCAGUGCAAGGUGCAGGAUGGGCUCGGGCAGGACAAGCCCUGUUGGGCGAGGCAGCUCCCAGCGGGGUGCAGGUGCUGGGGAAGGACCUGGGGAUCUCGGCGCCUCUAGGCUCUGCUCCAGGUCACCCCUCGGCAGGCUGGGAGCAGGGGCUGACAGCCCAGGCACCUGGGUUGCAGCCCUGCUCUGCCCAGGCCAUGCUGGGUGGAGAGGGUUUACCUGAGGUGGGGAUAAGCUGGCAGCUACCCAGUGGGCGUGAGCAAUGGGGCACGGAGACUCGAGGCAGUUUAACCAUUAAACCCUGGCGUCUUGGAGGAGGCAGAGGGUUGGGCCUGCCACUUCACACUGGACCUUGCCCCCUUCUCCCCCAGCUCUCCCACAAGCCAUGAAGCAGACAGGAGGCCUCGAGGACACCAAGGACCUAAUCCUGAAGUUCACGUUCAACCCGAAGGAUGGGAUCGACAACCCAGCUCUGUCGCUGGCUGAGGACACAGACAGGGACAGCGAGGGACAGCCCCGCUUCUACCUGCUGAGCCGCAGCCCCAGUGAAAUCUUUGGCUUCUACCUGCGCACGGAGCUGGGGCACACCGGGCACGUCAUCCGCCAGCUGGAGCCGGGGGGGCCAGCCCAGCGCCAGGGCCUGCAGGAUGGUGACCGGCUCCUGCAGGUCAACGGUGAGGAUGUGGACAGCAUGGAGCACCUCAGGGUGGUGCAGAAGAUCAAGGCCAGUGGGACCCAGGUGUCCGUGACCGUGCUGGAUGGCAACACCUACGAGGUGGCGAAGGCCCUUGGCAGGGAUGUGGGCGCGAUGCUGCCGGGCAUCGCAAGGCCGCUCCUCUGCUACAUCACCAAGGACAAGAGCAGCUUUGGCUUCAGCGUGUCUGCUCCAGAAGGCGUGAAGGGCACGUUCCGGCUGUCCGUGGUGCACGAUGGGCCGGCUGAUAGGGCAGGGGUGCCUGAUGGCUGCUGGCUCCUGGAGCUCAACGGGGCCAGUGUGAAGAACUGCUCCUACACUCAGCUCAGCCGGAAGCUGAAGCAGAGUGGGAGCCAGGUGACGCUGCUGGUGCUGGACGCGGUAGAUGAGGAGCUGUGCCGCCACCGGGGCCUGCGGGUCACGGCUGCCAUGGCCGAUGCCUCCCGUCUGCCCUUCCGGGUUAGAAAGCUGCACAUGGUGAAGGGCCCCAAGGGCUACGGGUUCCUGCUCCAGGAGGAGCCAAGCUGCACCAUAGGCAUCGGGCAGUUCCUGCGGGAGGUGGAUGUGGGGCUGCCGGCUGAGCAGGCAGGCAUGAGGGAUGGCGACCGGCUGCUGGCAGUAAAUGGCAAGAGCGUGGAGGAGCUGGACCACCAGCAGAUCGUGCUGCUCAUCCGGGCCAGUGGCCCCCAGGUGACACUGCUGGUCAUCGAUGCCCAAGGAAAUGCCUUCUUCAAUGCAAUAGGGCUGUCCCCGCUGCUCUUCUACGAGGACCAGGACACUGCAUCGGGCACUCAUGCCUCCUCUCCCGGCCUGCCCCACACCCCCUGCCACCACCGUGCCGGGGGGCCACAGGACAUCAUUGACGAGCCAGAGAGCUGCACCACGCAGGCAGUUCUGGGGGCAGUCGGGGAUGCAGUGACCGUGGUCAGGGGCAGCAAGGUGGAGCAGCAGGUGGCAGAGAGCAGCCCCCAGGUGAUGCUCCCAGAGGGGGAGCAGGGCAGGUGCCACAGCUCCUGGGACCCCAACCUCGUUGCUGCGGCCGAGCGCGCCCAUGCUGGGGAGGCUGCUGCUGGGACCAUGACCCUGCUGGGCUCUGGGCAUCACCGUGGGAGGGCCCAAAGGAGAUGAGUCAGUUGUUGUAGCUGCUCUGCGGCCCCCAGCUCUGCAGAGCCCCCGGCGCACGCUUUGCACACACAUUGCACUGAGAUUCCUUCCCUGGCGGCACGUCCCAGCGAAGGGCUGCACUGACCGGCUUGGAGCACAGGAUAUCCUGGCGCAGGAGCAGGGCUCCCAGGUGUCUCCGUGGACAGCGGUGGCUCUGCCUGGGAGGGCACCCCUGGAAACCAUCCAGCAGUGGCCCAAUGAUUGCUAACAGGCAUGGUUGCCCCACUUGGAGCUGGAAGCCAAGCCUGGCUUUGCCCACUUGCUGCUCACACACAGAGGAGACGGCUCAGAAGCAGUGAAGCCACUCUAGUCCUGGCUUUACUCACAACCCUGCCCGACCCUGGGGACCCAGCUGGCAGGAGGAGAAAACAAUUUGGGUGGGGGGAUCGGGACCAUGGGGUCAGCUCCUGGAUGCUGGCACCAGCCCCAUGGGGAUGGACCUGACCUAGAGGGACUCUGGUCUGGUCAGCAGAAGCUGGCUCGGGUCUACAGGGAUGGGCCCACAGGGAGCACCUGACGCCCGACAUGGUGCCCGCUGCUACAGAAGAUGGGGAGAGCCUGCCCCUUCCCUGCAGCGAGCCCUGGUGCAGCAUUCCCCCACCCCCUGCAAUCAUGUCAUGCAAUCAAAGCCUGAUUAAAUCAUCUGAACCGCU